AAAGAUCAUCCAGAGAGUCUUAGGAGGCCUGCUGGGUCGGAGAGGGAACAAUGCAGAGAUCAUCCAGAGAGUCAUCAACAACCUGAAGAAGAUGAAGACUGAUUACAUUUCUCCUGACAGAAGCAUCAACAUCUUCCACUGUCUGACUGAGAUGAACGACCACUCAGUUCAUGAGCAGAUGAAACAGUUCCUGACGUCAGAGAACAGAUCAAAGGAGAAACUCUCUGAGAUCCACUGCUCAGCUCUGGCCUACAUGCUGCAGAUGUCAGAGGAGGUUCUGGAUGAGUUGGACAUGGAGAAGUUCAACACAUCACACCAGGGUCGAUGGAGACUGAUCCCAGCUGUGAGGAACUGCAGGAAGGCUCUACUCGCUGGUUGUGAACUCUCAGGGACUCAGUGUGAAGUCGUGGCCUCAGCUCUGAAGUCAGACCCCUCACAUCUGAGAGAACUGGAUCUGAGCUUCAACUUCUACAUGCAGGAUUCAGGAGUGAAGCUGCUGUGUUCUGGACUGGAGAGUCCAAACUGUCGACUGGAGACUCUGAGGUCCUUAAAUCCUUCUUCACUCUUCAAACUUUCUUUCUUAUUGGGUCAUUAUUUAUUUAAAUUGUCUCAGUUCUGCUCUGCUCACUGUCCCUCAGUCAUCUGUCCCUCACCCAGCCUGUCAGUCACGUCCACCUCAUCAACUCCAUUCACCUGCACUCACCUGCUCCUGAUCACUGAGAAAGUGUCAGUAAAUAACAUGUGGACUGAGGCCGAGCACUCGUCCUCCUCAGGUUUUCAAAAUAAGACACAUUCUUAUUGAAACACGUUGGACAGUUGAUAAGUAUAGAAACAAACAGGAAGUGACAUC
Messenger RNA from Limanda limanda (common dab), 850 nucleotides. RefSeq lists its product as uncharacterized. The transcript is spliced from 2 exons. The coding region runs from base 92 to 802 and encodes 236 amino acids. Lineage: Eukaryota; Metazoa; Chordata; Actinopteri; Pleuronectiformes; Pleuronectidae. The record is from RefSeq and is a predicted model, not a curated record.